Diospyros lotus (date-plum) is the source of this 1287-nucleotide messenger RNA. Its product is annotated as probable prolyl 4-hydroxylase 4. The record is from RefSeq and is a predicted model, not a curated record. Gene Ontology annotation, cellular component: endoplasmic reticulum. Lineage: Eukaryota; Viridiplantae; Streptophyta; Magnoliopsida; Ericales; Ebenaceae. Gene Ontology annotation, biological process: peptidyl-proline hydroxylation to 4-hydroxy-L-proline. The transcript has 7 exons. Gene Ontology annotation, molecular function: iron ion binding; procollagen-proline 4-dioxygenase activity; L-ascorbic acid binding. Bases 151 to 1038 code for a protein of 295 amino acids.
UGUUGAUCGACUCGAGGAGCCGUUCAGUUGGAACUCAGGAUUCAGGAGGGGAUCAGAUUGAAUUGAAGGCUGUCAAGCACGAAUUUUCUCGAGAAAAUUCUGACUUCCUUUUUUUCUCUCUGUCCAAACACCUAUCCCUGCUGCCACACAAUGAUCCGAAUAUCGCGGUUUUUUCUGAUCGUCUUGGCCUCCAUCUCGUCGAUCAUCUACGAGUGUUCGAGCACCUCGAUCAUCAAUCCCUCCAAAGUCAAGCAAGUUUCAUGGAAACCUAGGGCUUUUGUGUACGAGGGUUUUCUUACGGACGAAGAAUGCAAUCAUUUGAUAUCUCUGGCCAAAUCAGAGCUGAAGAGAUCGGCUGUUGCUGACAAUGAUUCUGGGCAGAGCAAGCUCAGCGAGGUUCGGACUAGCUCUGGGAUGUUCAUUCGGAAGGGAAAGGAUCCUAUUGUUGCUGGAAUAGAGGACAAGAUUACAAUGUGGACCUUCCUUCCUAAAGAAAAUGGUGAAGAUAUACAAGUUUUGAGAUAUGAGCAUGGCCAGAAAUAUGAUCCACACUAUGAUUAUUUUGCCGACAAGGUUAAUAUUGUGAGGGGUGGACAUCGCAUGGCAACUGUGCUGAUGUAUCUCAGCAAUGUGGAAAGUGGAGGUGAAACCGUGUUUCCCUCAGCAGAGGAACCUUCUCGUCGCAGAUCUUCUUCUGCAUCUGAUGAGGAUUUGUCCGAGUGUGCAAAGAAAGGAAUUGCAGUAAAACCGCGGAAAGGGGAUGCACUUCUAUUCUUCAAUCUCCAUCCAGACGCGGUUCCAGAUCCCAUCAGUCUCCAUGGAGGAUGCCCAGUAAUAGAAGGUGAAAAGUGGUCGGCGACAAAGUGGAUCCAUGUCGAUUCAUUUGACAAGAUCGUGGGAGAUGGCGGGAACUGCACCGACCAGAACCAGAACUGUGAGAAAUGGGCGGCCUUGGGCGAAUGCACCAAAAAUCCAGAGUACAUGGUUGGAAGUCCAGAACUUCCAGGCAACUGCAGGAGGAGCUGUAAGAUAUGUUAGUUAACAUGUUAAUUUGAGGAGGUACCAGUUGUUGUGUAAUUUAGUCUCCCCGCUUUUCAGUUCUCAACUUAAAAUUUUGUUUCAUCUGUCAGCUCAGUUUCCCGUUUUAGCAGUGUUAUCUUGUGAUCAACAAGGAAGUUGCUGUUAUAAUUUUCUGGUUUUCAACUGUUGGAAGUUGCUGUGAAACCAUAUUUCCAUUGAAAUACAUGUUCAACGGAAUGCUUUAAGAAAUGGAUUAGCCAGCACGCA